CCCCCUUGACUUUAUCCAGACAGCACCCGUGUACAACUAAUUCAUAGAUUCUUCACCGGUUUCAUCUCUCUGAUAUACAUUCCCAACAGGUCGUCAUGGAUAAAUUAGUAGCUCAAUACUCGCGUCCGCGUCACCAAGAUGAGUUCUACUCGGAGCAAGAGCAGCGCGACCUCACCGAGAGCCACCCUUCAAUCAGUCUCAAGUUCGAUCUGCCUCCGCUGGAAAAUCCCUCUGCCUUCCUCCGUGCCAUGACAGACGACCACUCCAACCCCAGCUGUCCGAUCAAGCUCGCUCACGGAACGACAACGUUAGCUUUCCGGUUCCAGGGGGGGAUUAUCGUCGCGACCGAUUCCAGAGCAACGGCUGGUAACUGGAUUGCCAGUCAGACGGUGAAGAAGGUUAUCCCUGUCUCGAGACUGAGUCGGGGCGAAGACACUCAGACAGAUGCUCCUGUUCCAGGCUUGCUGGGGACUAUGGCUGGAGGUGCCGCAGAUUGCCAGUACUGGUUGAGAUACUUGAGCCAACAGUGCACUCUUCACGAAAUCCGCCAUAAGCGUCGUAUCACAGUUGCAGCCGCGUCGAAGAUUCUUGCGAACCUGACGUAUGCUUAUAAGAAUAUGGGCCUGAGCAUGGGCACAAUGUUGGCGGGUAUGACUCCCCAAGAAGGCCCCGCUCUCUACUACAUCGACUCGGACGGCACCCGUCUGCCCGGCAACCUGUUCUGUGUCGGCUCCGGCCAGACCUUUGCCUACGGUGUGCUUGACGCCCAGUACCGCUACGACCUAACCGAGGAGGAAGCCCUCGAGCUUGGCCGCAGAUCCAUCCUGGCAGCCAUGCACCGCGAUGCCUACUCUGGCGGCUUCAUCAACCUGUACCACGUCAAGGAGGAGGGAUGGGUCCACCACGGCUUCAGCGACAUGAACCCGAUCUUCUGGAAGACGAAGCUGGAGAAGGGCGAGUUCUCCAACGUCACUUCUGAACUGUGA
This is a messenger RNA of Penicilliopsis zonata CBS 506.65, 986 nucleotides long. RefSeq lists its product as hypothetical. Lineage: Eukaryota; Fungi; Ascomycota; Eurotiomycetes; Eurotiales; Aspergillaceae. The transcript has 6 exons. Gene Ontology annotation, cellular component: proteasome core complex. Gene Ontology annotation, molecular function: threonine-type endopeptidase activity. The record is from RefSeq and is a predicted model, not a curated record. The coding region runs from base 96 to 986 and encodes 296 amino acids.